This is a messenger RNA of Lineus longissimus, 3057 nucleotides long. RefSeq names its product histidine--tRNA ligase, cytoplasmic-like. The transcript is spliced from 12 exons. NCBI's taxonomy places the organism in Eukaryota, Metazoa, Nemertea, Pilidiophora, Heteronemertea, Lineidae. Gene Ontology annotation, cellular component: cytoplasm; cytosol; mitochondrion. Bases 60 to 1559 code for a protein of 499 amino acids. The record is from RefSeq and is a predicted model, not a curated record. Gene Ontology annotation, molecular function: RNA binding; ATP binding; histidine-tRNA ligase activity. Gene Ontology annotation, biological process: histidyl-tRNA aminoacylation; mitochondrial translation.
AAGUUGAAAGAAGAAAGCAUAACCGACGGUCACCACCACGGUGUCUGGUGUUACUAAAAAUGGCCUACCACCAGGAUGCGGAGUUACAGGAUAGAAUUAAAGAUCAGGGCGUCAACGUCAGGAAAUUAAAGGAAGCCGGGGGAGGUCGAAAAGCUGAGAUGUCUAUGGCACAGCUUGGUGGUGAUGUCCAGAAGAAGUCUAUCCUCAAGACUGCCAAGGGCACGCGGGACUAUAACCCCAAGCAGAUGGCCAUUAGAGAGCGUGUGAUGAAUACGAUCAUAACCUGCUUCAAACGUCACGGUGCUGAGACGAUUGACACACCUGUGUUUGAACUCAAGGACACUUUAAUGGGGAAGUAUGGAGAAGAUUCCAAGCUGAUCUAUGAUCUGGCUGACCAAGGCGGGGAGAGCCUCUCACUUAGAUAUGAUCUUACUGUUCCGUUUGCCAGAUAUCUCGCUAUGAAUAAGGUCACCAAUAUCAAGAGGUAUCAUAUCGCUAAGGUGUAUCGACGAGACAACCCCGCUAUGACUAAGGGGCGCUUUAGGGAGUUCUACCAGUGUGAUUUCGACAUCGCUGGCGAAUAUGAUCUGAUGAUCCCGGAUGCAGAAUGUGUGAAAAUAAUCUCAGAGAUUCUCACUGAACUUAAACUGGGGGACUUCGUUAUAAAGUUAAAUCACCGUAAACUCCUCGACGGCAUGUUUGCUGCUUGCGGUGUCCCGGACGAAGAGUUCAGGACGAUAUGUUCAGCAGUUGACAAACUCGACAAGACACCCUGGAACGACGUGAAAGCAGAAAUGAUAAACGAGAAAGGGCUUUCCCCCAUUGUGGCUGAUAAGAUCGGCACAUACGUACAACUUAACGGCGGCACGGAGCUUAUUGAAAGGUUACUGAAAGACCCGCACCUCUCGGCGAAUGAGGCGGCAGUUGAUGGACUGGAGCAGAUGAAGUUGUUGCUGAGAUAUUGUGAUCUGUAUGGAGUCCUGGAUAGGGUAUCAUUUGAUCUGAGUCUUGCACGAGGUUUGGACUACUACACUGGCGUUAUUUACGAGGGUGCACUGAAAGGCCAAUUUACAAAUGCGUCAGGUGAGCUGGUUGGAGUUGGAAGUGUUGCUGGUGGCGGGCGAUACGACGGACUCGUGGGGAUGUUCGAUGCCAAGGGCAAACCGACGCCGUGUGUCGGUUUUAGUAUAGGAGUAGAACGAGUCUUCUCCGUAUUGGAGGCGAGGGAAAUGGCUGCCGGUAAGAAAACACGUACGACUGAAACAGAGGUGUAUGUUGUGUCCGCUCAAAAGAAUCUGACUGAGGAGAGGAUGAAGUUAUGCUCAGAACUUUGGGAUUCAAAUAUCAAAACCGAAGCGUCAUACAAGAAAAAUCCCAAAACAUUGGCCCAGUUCCAGUAUUGUGAAGAAAUGGGUAUUCCAUUGGCUGUCAUCAUUGGUGAAUCAGAAUUACGGAAUAAUAUUGUUCAGCUUCGAGACAUAGUCACACGAGAAGAGGUUGAAGUGCCUAGGGACAAAAUGGUCGAAACAAUACGAGCCAAGUUGUCAAGUUCAGAAUAAUACGUCGCUUACAGUGGACGUAUUUGUUCUUACACAUUUCUUUUAUCAUUCCUGAGCAUUCACGGACUAUUAAUAUGCUGGCUAACGUAGAAGACUUUGUUGCAAUAUUUCAAUAAUUGGUAUUCCUAGAGCACUGAGAAUGUCAUCGUGAUAGGGUGUGGUCAUUUCUAUAUCUGGUCCCAACCAGUUGACUGGGGCUGCACUUGCGACCGUAUGGUAGUGUGUAAAUAAAUGUUAAAACGAGUCUUGAAACAAGCGAAACUAAACGAUCCAAAUAAACGUUUUAAACUGGAACUGAAAGAUCAAGUCUACAUAUAAUAUUCAUUGUAGGAUACGGUCAAGUAUGUUUAUGGCAUAAAAUAAAAUAGUAUUCACAUAGUCCCAUUCAAUUUGGUUCAUUUUCUGUUUUGCGAGGUGCACCAUCGAACGUUUCAUUCACUCGUUUAUUUUGGCUUGUUUAAAACUGACUCAAUGGUGCCAAAUUAAGUUGGUCUGAGUGAAUAAAAGUGCUUUUUCAUUUCAUGCAAAUUUCAACCUAACGCUUUGCAAUCAUAUAACAUCCAAACGUGAUAUGCAAUUUCAUGUUUAGAAUGUGUAUUUGGUUCGUUAAGUUUUAUUUGUUUGGCUCGUUUCAACAUUUACAUACUACCGAUCGAAUAACCAAAUCAUUAUCUGCAAGUUGCAACAUCACCACAUCCCUGUAUAUAUGAUAUUUUAGUAUAAUCCUAAACAGAGAGAAAACUCGGAUUAUUAUGUAGGAGUAUGACACAGCUUAUAGGGGAUGUAAAUUGUUAACAAUGUGUAGCAAGUUUAUCAACACCUUGGGUGCCCUGGGGCUUGUACUAUAUACCUGACUUGUACGACGGGGGGGGGGGUACAGUACAGUUCCUAUAUUUCCCGGUACAUAUGCAGGGAUAAUUCUUCGCAGUAGCGCUGCGCCACGUCUGAAUUUCCUCCGCCAUGGUUGCCCUUUUUUACAUCAAAGCCUGAGAAUGUAGUCCGCCGUAAAAUGGUGGCUCCCUAGCUCUGUUCAGGAUUUAGAUUUCAUUUAAGAAGUCUUUCUCAUGGUCUUAUUGUGUUCCAUACAAUUCAAGUUGAUUUAUUAUCUAUGUAAUGUAAUGUAAAUAUGCAUUUAUAUAGCGCACGUUCCAGGUCGUAAUGAUCUGCUCACAUGCGCUUUACAUCAUUGUACCUACAUGUAUAUGGCUGCAUUGCUGACAAAUUUCUUUUUCUGAUGAAGACAGCUCUUUUGUUCCUUUUUGGUCCAUUAUACUGCGAGGUAUUAACUUUAAUAAAGGGGGAACACGGGUACCGGGAAACGUAGGUACUAGGAAACAUAGGUGCCUGGGUACUAGGAGGUUCAUGUUUAUGCGGUUUUUAUUCAGAUUGUAUUGCUUCUGUCUUGAAUAGGUAAGACUUUUUUCGCAAAGACUGUUAUGAAUCGUUGUGGAAAUUGUUAGAGGGGAAAAUGCCAAUAAAAUCAAUUUAUUGUAUCAGA